CGCCCCGGUCCCUCCUGGCGCCGGCACCGCCCCCUCCUCCUCCUCCCCCGGUGACGAGGCUGGACGUCAGCGCGCCGGGCGGGAGCGGAGCGGGAGCCGCCCGGGAAGCCAAGAUGCCACCGUCCCUCCCUGCCACCAUCAACAUCCGGGAGCCCCGCUGGGACCAGAGCACCUUCCAGGGACGGGCCAAGCACUUCUUCAUGGUGACCGACCCCCGAAACCUGCUGCUUUCAGGGGCCACACUGGAGGAGGCUCGCCGGGUGGUGGAGGACUACAGGGCGGGCACAGUACCCCCGGGUCUAACAGAGGACCAGCUUUGGCGGGCAAAAUACAUCUACGACUCGGCUUUCCACCCUGACACGGGCGAGAAGAUGCUGCUUAUAGGCCGUAUGUCCGCCCAGGUGCCCAUGAACAUGACCAUCACUGGUUGCAUGUUGACCUUCUACAGGACCACGCCGGCCGUGCUGUUCUGGCAGUGGGUCAACCAGUCCUUCAAUGCCAUUGUCAACUACACCAACCGCAGUGGAGAUGCACCCAUUACUCCCAGCCAGCUGGGGACAGCCUAUGUGAGUGCGACUACGGGUGCAGUUGUCACAGCACUGGGACUCAAAUCUCUCACCAAGCACUUGCCAGCCAUCAUCGGCCGGUACGUGCCUUUUGCAGCUGUGGCUGCUGCCAACUGCAUCAACAUCCCGCUGAUGAGGCAAAGAGAGCUCAAGCUGGGGAUUCCCGUUACGGAUGAGAAUGGGAACCGCCUGGGUGAGUCCACAGCUGCAGCUCAGAAGGCCAUUUUCCAGGUGGUGGUGUCCCGCAUUGGCAUGGCAGCCCCAGCCAUGGCGAUCCCCCCAGUGAUCAUGAAUGCCCUGGAGAAGAGAGCUUUCCUGAAGCGAUACCCGUACCUGAAUGCUCCUCUGCAGGUCGGCCUGGUGGGACUCUGCUUGGUAUUUGCGACCCCGCUGUGCUGUGCGCUUUUCCCGCAGAAAAGCUCGAUGCUUGUCAGCCGCCUGGAGCAUGAAGUCCAAGCUCGGAUCCGGGAGAAAGACCCACAGCUGGAGACCGUCUACUUCAACAAAGGGCUCUGAACGGGGGGCCCGGGGCAGCCGAGACGCGUGCGGCAGAGCCACUGGGCCAGUGCAUCGCUGAGCUUUGCUCCUCGGAGCCCCCUGGGGCCGCUGCUGCUUUUCCUUUGCCAUCCCAUGUCCGUAGGUCCCAGGUACUUGGCCCCACUUCCUGGGAUGCCCGCAGCACUGUACUGCGCCGAACCUCGUCCCUGUGCUGGGGACACUUCCAGGCUGGCACCCUGUGUGUGUCUCUCGUGCUCACCCUGCGUGUGCCCGUAGCUGUGUGCAGUGCUUGGGGGAGCGUGGGCAGCAGCACCAGGGACCUUGUGGGAUGUAGGGUAGGGAAGAAAAUGGUUCUCCCUAGCUUUAGUGGACAAUCGUGGUGACUGAGGAUUGAACCCCUCUGCGCUGAGCCCCUGCUCUCAUCCCCAUGGCACUGGGAACCCGUGUUCCCCGGUGUCUGGCAGCUGCCCACUAGGGAUGACAGAGUGGCUCCUGGAGAGGAGAAUUCCAUCCCCCUUGAAAAAAUGAAUGAGUGAUUUCAAGCCUACACAGUGGCUUGAAGCUGGGGGGGGGCUCUCUCUGCCAGGGCGCGUGCUCUCAGCUCACCUUCUGCUCUCCUCUGGACUGCUCAGGGGAUUUAAUCUGGCUUUCUGCUCCUUCCAUCACUGGAGCAAAUUGCACAUUUUAAUCCCAGCAGAGUCCUCCUUUUUAUUCUCAUUUUAAUGCCAUCUCUGUCCAGGGCUGAGCUCCCCCCACCGAGAGGUCACUCUAGCCCCUCCUGGAGUUCUUGCUUUCAGGUGGACCUUCUCAAAUAGCUUUAAGUGUACCGUGGUUUCCUCUAGUUAUUUUUGAUAUACGUAUACUGUACCUACAUACACCAAAUAAUAAAGGCAGGUUGUUUAUACAAAACCAAAAGCAGAGAAGCGCGUUGCU
Cuculus canorus (common cuckoo) is the source of this 1997-nucleotide messenger RNA. It is a transcript of the gene SFXN3, whose product is annotated as sideroflexin 3. Lineage: Eukaryota; Metazoa; Chordata; Aves; Cuculiformes; Cuculidae. Gene Ontology annotation, molecular function: monoatomic ion transmembrane transporter activity. Gene Ontology annotation, biological process: serine import into mitochondrion; monoatomic ion transport. The record is from RefSeq and is a predicted model, not a curated record. Gene Ontology annotation, cellular component: mitochondrial inner membrane. The transcript is spliced from 11 exons. The coding region runs from base 114 to 1082 and encodes 322 amino acids.